Molecule: messenger RNA, 1777 nt
Organism: Gadus chalcogrammus (walleye pollock)
Lineage: Eukaryota; Metazoa; Chordata; Actinopteri; Gadiformes; Gadidae
Product: GTPase IMAP family member 9-like
Exons: 3
Coding region: 164-928 (254 amino acids)
Molecular function (GO): GTP binding
Source: RefSeq, a predicted model, not a curated record
ACCCACCCCCCGCGGUCAGCCAUGGAGCUAUAAAGAUCGCAGCAUACUCUGCGCGGAUACGUUUCUUUCUGGAGAAGUGAAGAGGGCGUCCUACUGAACGGAGGGCGAGGUUGACCUGAACAACAGAUAAACGACAGUAGAAAAGAAUAAUAUUGAGAAAGAAAUGCUCAAUAUGGAGUCAGGAGCAACGGGACCGUGUCCAACCGACAUGGGAGAGAAUGAUCCAGAAGAAGUGCUGAAACUUAUCCUGAUUGGAAACACGGGGUUUGGGAAGAGCGCCUCAGGGAACACCAUCCUUGGCCAGGCUGGCCAAGGAUGGCCCUUCGUGUCCAUUUGUAGCCCAUCCUCCGUGACACAAGUCUGCCAGCUGGGGACCUCUGGAUACCAUGCUGAGGAGGAGGCGAAGAGCAGUUCAAGCAGGAGGAGCAAGAGGAAGAAGGUGGUGGUGGUGGACAUGCCAGGUUUUGGAGACACACAUUGGACCCAGGAACAGAUCAUCAUGGAGGUCAGCAAAAGCAUGACCCUGACGGCCCCCGGCCCACACGCCUUCCUCCUGGUGCUCAAGCUGGAACGCUACACAGAGGAGGUGAAAAGGGCCGUGGAUAUGAUAGCUGAGGUAUUUGGUGAAGUGGCGCUCCGCAAUUACACAGUGGUGCUGUUCGCCAGGGGUGAUGACCUGGGGGGGCUGAUAGAGGAGUUUCUGUCCAGCUCUGAUGACUUCAGGGGUUUGAUUCACAGGUGUGGAGGCAGGUACCACGUAUUCAACAACAAGGAUCAAGGUGAUAGGCAGCAAGUUCCCGAGCUGCUGAAAAAGGUGGAGAAGGUUGUGGAUUUCAACGGUGGAGGGUGUUAUACCAACGCCAUGUACCAGGAGGUAGAGGCAGCAAAGAAGGAGGAAAAGUUAAGCAAGUCCUGCAGUAUCAAUUAGGCCAGGACAAUGUGUUGAGAUGAAUAAAUAUUAAAACAUCUUUAUUCAUCUAUUGAAUUUUAAAAUAUAUUAAUAAUUGUCAAUCUUAAAGAGCUUCAAUCAGUAACGGUAACAAAUUAUAAAAAAAACGAAAAAGUUACUUUUCUUUUUUUAAUCGCAGCCUUUGCGAUUUGCAUAUCGCCUUAUAUUACAUCGUAAUAUCGAUUUGAAAUCGAUUAAUCGUUCACCCCCACUUUAAAGUAUCUAAUAUGGCCAUUGGGGCCGGAGGGUUUGCGAGGGUCCAGAGGGUUUACGAUCCAGAUUUUUCAAAUGCUUCCCCUCUACCAUGACCGCUUCACCUUUACCUUUGCCUGUUGUUUUAUGUAUCAGGGUCAUUUGGACCGUGAUAUAUUUUUUGUAUUUUUUAAUAUUGGGGCACUCAGUCUGGUUGAAAAGCAGGGGGCAGAACUGCAAAAGGCUCUUGUGCCCUCCUGUAAGGGAAGCAGACAGACGACUAGAAGAAAAGGAGUACAGGGGGGAGUGGAGGAGCGGCUUGACAUCUUGUCUCUCCCCUGUUGCUUAACUUAUCUUUACGUUCCUAGUCUUCACUUCACUUGGAGAUGUGCCUGAUCAUUGGCUUGAGUUAAUAUUCAUAGUUAACAUGGUUCAGAAAAUAAAGUUAAUAGGAUACAUUUUAGACUUAACAUCAGAUGGGUUGUUGGUUUUACAGUUGAUUCAAUCCUGCAUAAAACUGGCUUCAUAUAUGUUUUUAUUGUCAUGAUUUAUUCACUGGAAAAUAAUCAAUUAAGGAUGUAUUGACUUCACAGUCACAUAUAUAACUUGCAUAUUGUAAAUCAAUAAACAUAUAAU